AAAACACUUUCGCAUUGAAAACACCGAAAAGUUUUGAGCACUCAUUGCGGGAACUGAUUGUCGGCUUAGAUAUCAAUUGAGACCACAUUUGCGGCCAUAAUAUGGAAGACGAAGACUUGGAGGAAAUGAAGUAUUUGAGAGAGCAAUACAAACGCAUGGAAGCGGUCGACAACAAGAAGAUAACGGGAUAUAAGUUUGACUUGAAUUCAGUCAACAAAAAGAGCCAAACGUUUCCCAAACUAUUGAAACAAAGGGACGACACGUUUGCC
Messenger RNA from Medioppia subpectinata, 269 nucleotides. The record is from the annotation of a GenBank genome assembly. Lineage: Eukaryota; Metazoa; Arthropoda; Arachnida; Sarcoptiformes; Oppiidae.